GUCUGCGAGUGAGCUCACACCUCGAUCCUCGUCCUCUUCUUCGAUUCCUCCUCUGUUCUCGCUGGCCGUACGUGUCAAGCGUAUCCAGCACACACGGCUAUAUAAAGGCUGCACCUCGAGCCCCUUUUCCUCCCAACCAACCAACCUCAAAUCAAAUCAAGAACAGCUCGUGCUUAGAUCGCUCUCUCGCUUGCUGUUCUUCCAAUCCACUCCUCUUGUUUGUGGCAAAGAUCUGGGUUCUUUUUUUUUCUUUUUUUGCCGGGUUUUUUUGGAGAGGUUUUGUGAGCAUGGAGGGUUUAAGGGGCGGCGGCCAUGGCGAGGCGGCGGUGGACGGCGGCGACGAGAGGUGGGUGGAGGACUCGUCGGUGGAUUACCAAGGGCGGCCUCCUCUCCGCGCCGCCACCGGAUCAUGGAAGGCCGCAAUGUUCAUCAUCUUGAUUGAGUUCAGCGAGAGGCUGAGCUACUUCGGGCUAGCGACGAGCUUGAUGAUCUACCUGACCAAGGUUCUCCAGGAGGAGAUGAAGUUCGCCGCCAAGAAUGUCAACUACUGGACCAGCGUCACCACCCUCAUGCCCCUCGUCGGCGGCUUCCUCGCCGACGGCUACCUCGGCCGCUUCUCCACUGUCCUCUUCUCCACUCUCAUCUACCUCUCGGGGUUGAUUCUGCUGGCGAUAUCGCAGCUGUCGCCGAGGCUGAAACCCGAGCGCAACCUGCACCUCCACGAGACGCUCUUCUUCGUGGCGAUCUACCUGGUGUCGGUCGGCACCGGCGGGCACAAGCCGGCGCUGGAGAGCUUCGGCGCCGACCAGUUCGACGACGGCCACGCGGCGGAGCGGGUGCAGAAGAUGUCCUACUUCAACUGGUGGAACUGCGCGCUCUGCGCCGGCGUCCUGCUCGGCGUCACCGUCAUCGUCUACCUCCAGGAGAAGGUCGGCUGGGGCGCCGCCGCCGUCGUGCUCGCCGCCGUCAUGGCCGCCUCCCUCGCCGUCUUCCUCGCCGGCUGGCGCCACUACCGGUACAGGGUCCCCGAGGGCAGCCCGCUCACGCCGCUCGUCCGCGUCCUCGUCGCCGCCGCGAGGAAGAGGCACCUCCACCUCCCCGCCGACGCCAACGAGCUCUACGAGGUGAAGCCGCAGAAUAUCAAGAGGCGGCUGCUCUGCCAUACCGAUCAACUUAGGUUUCUUGACAAGGCGGCCGUAGUGGAGCACGACGGCGGCGAGGAGCGGCGCGGGGCGUGGCGGUUGGCGACGGUGACGCAGGUGGAGGAGACGAAGCUGGUGCUGGCGAUGGUGCCCAUCUGGGUGGCGACGCUGCCGUUCGGCAUCACGGCGGCGCAGGUGUCCACCUUCUUCAUCAAGCAGGGCAGCGUGAUGGACCGCCGCAUGGGCCCGCACUUCACGCUGCCGCCGGCGUCCACCUUCGCCAUGGCCGCCAUCGGCAUGAUCGUCGCCGUGGCCGUGUACGACAAGGUCCUGGAGCCGUACCUGCGCCGCCUGACCGGCGGCGAGCGCGGGCUCAGCAUCCUGAAGCGCAUCGGCGUCGGCAUCGCGUUCACCAUCGUGGCCAUGGCGGUGGCGGCGACAGUGGAGAGGCAGCGCCUCCGCAGCGCCUCGCCGGCGUCCAUGUCGGUGUUCUGGCUGGUGCCGCAGUUCUUGCUGAUGGGCAUCGGCGACGGGUUCGCGCUGGUCGGUCUCCAAGAAUACUUCUACGACCAGGUGCCGGACAGCAUGCGCAGCCUCGGCAUCGGCCUCUACCUCAGCGUCAUCGGCGCCGGCAGCUUCCUGAGCAGCCAGCUGAUCACGGCGGUGGACCGCGUCACCUCGCACGGCGGCGCCGCCGCCGGCUGGUUCGGCAAGGACCUGAACAGCAGCAGGCUGGACCUCUUCUACUGGCUUCUCGCCUGCAUCGGCGUCGCCAACCUCGUCUUCUACGUGGUCAUCGCCACCAGGUACUCGUACAAGACCGUCAUGGCCGGCGGCAAGGUCGUCGACGACAAGGCCGGCGACAUCGAGUGCGCCGCCGCCGCAGCUGCUGCUGCCUACUGAUCAAUAUCAAGCAGUAGCUGAUCGAUUAGCUAGCUAGCUAGAAAAUCAUGGUAAGAAAGAAAAUGGCAUCAUCAUGUAUUAUGAUCUGCUUUCGUGGUACGUGACAACAACAAAAAAAUUGUAAGGAUUAUGUCGUUCGUCCAUGUAUAUGCUUAAUCUGCUUGUGAUUGCCAUCUGAUCGUGUGAUCUACUGCUA
This is a messenger RNA of Oryza sativa Japonica Group (Japanese rice), 2241 nucleotides long. Its product is annotated as protein NRT1/ PTR FAMILY 5.6. Gene Ontology annotation, biological process: oligopeptide transport; transmembrane transport. Gene Ontology annotation, cellular component: membrane. The record is from RefSeq and is a predicted model, not a curated record. Gene Ontology annotation, molecular function: transmembrane transporter activity. NCBI's taxonomy places the organism in Eukaryota, Viridiplantae, Streptophyta, Magnoliopsida, Poales, Poaceae.